UAAAAGAGUAAAAGAUGUCAUCUUUUCGGCCAAGCCGAUGACUUUAAUGGUUCAAACCCAACUCACAAUCUUCCAUCUUUGAUGGGUAUUGUUGGAAAUUUGGAAUUAGGGUUGGUAGAGGCAGUGUGUGAUUGAAAGUUUAGGGCUCUGGGGAUUUUGGGGAUUUUUAUUUCUUUUGGUGGUAAGAAGCCAAUGCCAUUGGAGAAGGUUUAAGGGUUCUUUUGGUUGCAGUUUCAAGUUCCCAAUUUCCCAGUAGGAUUAAGAGGAGGAGGAAUACUUCUUACUUCAUGUCGUGGGCUGGGGCAGAAGAUACUUUCCUUUCCACUUCUCUUGCUACCUAUCUUGACAAAAAGCUUCUUGUCUUGCUGCGAGAUGGACGAAAGCUGUUGGGAUUGCUACGGUCUUUUGAUCAGUUUGCUAAUGUUGUUCUUGAAGGCGCAUGUGAAAGAGUAAUUGUGGGUGACCUUUAUUGUGACAUCCCAUUAGGUCUAUAUGUAAUCCGUGGGGAGAAUGUCGUCUUAAUUGGAGAGCUGGAAUUGGAUAAGGAGGAGCUUCCCCCUCAUAUGACUUUGGUACCAGAAGCAGAGAUAAAAAGGGCUCAGAAAGCAGAGAGGGAUGCGACAGAUUUAAAAGGCUCCAUGAGAAAAAGAAUGGAGUUCCUUGAUUUUGAUUAACUUGCCCACCCAUUUUAUCGUGGGUUCAGGCCAUGUCUGCGAAUUUUAGUGCGACAGUGACCCGAGGUUUUCACCUAUAUAGGAGUGCAAACAAGAAGAGAAGUCAUAUCAGUUCUGAGGACUCAUUGAGUGGAAGUUGUGUUCUGGGUCUACUAGAUGUGUGGCAAUGUCGAUGAUCUUUCCCUGUUUCAUUUGGAUUUGAUUGAUACGUGCAAGCAUGGUUUCGGGUUCUGCAGAACUGAUUCGGAAUUUAGAUUUGCAGUUGUUUCUCUGUUGAACAUAAUUAGUUUUGAUUUUCCAUGGGUUGUUAACCGUUGUGGAGGUACACAUUUCAUGGCACAUUCAGUGUUAUUACAUCUGUAAGAUAUUCAUGUUCAAAUCCUUAUUAUAUUUAUAUAA
This is a messenger RNA of Malus domestica (apple), 1073 nucleotides long. RefSeq names its product sm-like protein LSM1B. Gene Ontology annotation, biological process: deadenylation-dependent decapping of nuclear-transcribed mRNA. The record is from RefSeq and is a predicted model, not a curated record. Gene Ontology annotation, cellular component: Lsm1-7-Pat1 complex; P-body. Gene Ontology annotation, molecular function: RNA cap binding. Lineage: Eukaryota; Viridiplantae; Streptophyta; Magnoliopsida; Rosales; Rosaceae.